Molecule: messenger RNA, 2455 nt
Organism: Mercurialis annua (annual mercury)
Lineage: Eukaryota; Viridiplantae; Streptophyta; Magnoliopsida; Malpighiales; Euphorbiaceae
Product: UV-stimulated scaffold protein A homolog
Exons: 2
Coding region: 49-1983 (644 amino acids)
Biological process (GO): response to UV; transcription-coupled nucleotide-excision repair
Cellular component (GO): chromosome
Molecular function (GO): RNA polymerase II complex binding
Source: RefSeq, a predicted model, not a curated record
AAUAAUUAAAAUCCCAAUUGUUGUUUGAUUCAAUCUCUUUGAAUCAGAAUGGAAGAGGAUAGAGGCAAAGUGAGAAUUUUGAUCGAGAAGGCCAUCAAUUCGACUUCGCCUGAGGUAGAACCCCGCCUCCUCAAAGCCAUUAAAACCGUCGUCCGAUGUUCUGAUUCGGAGCUCCGACUAGCCGCCCAAACCCUAAUGGAACUCAUGAAACGAGACCACUCUCAGGUCAGGUAUCUCUCACUUCUCAUAAUUGAUCAGCUAUUCAUGCGAUCAAAGCUUUUUAGGACCCUUAUUGUUGAGAAUUUGGAUCACCUGUUGACGUUAAGUGUUGGAUUCAGAAGGAAUUUGCCACUUCCUGCUCCUCCGGCUGUUGCAUCUGUCCUCCGUUCAAAGGCGAUUGAAUUCUUGGAGAAGUGGAAUGCCUCUUUUGGGAUUCAUUAUAGGCAGAUUAGACUGGGUUUUGAUUACCUUAAGAACACUCUCCGGUUCCAAUUUCCUAAUAUCCAGGCAAAUGCAGCACGACUUCAGCAGGAAAGAAGGGAAAGAGAAUUGAGGUCAAAAGAGAUUCUGCAGAAUAAGUUUGAAAUGCUAAAGGAAAAUUUAUCUUCAAUAAAGAACGAGAUACAAUCAACAGUGGACGAGAUAGGAGAAUGCUUAGAAAUUGUUCGGUCUGAAAAGGAAACUAUGGCAGUUGGACCUUUAGAUGAUGAGGAUUUUGAAGAGUACCGUCCUUCAGAAUUAAGGCAGAUCCGUCUUGAUUCAUUAAGAGAAGGAGAAAAGAUUCACGAGAACAGUGAGAAUGAAGUCGUGUUUGAUGCAUUGAGAGAGAUGUUCAAGCUUCUAGUAACAAAGCAUCUGGUUACAGUCCAAGAGUGGAUAUCUGUUCUUAUACGGGUUGAAGUGGCAGAUAACAGAACUAGAAAUUCCUAUCUGAAGGAGUUCAUUGAUAUCCAAAAACGUCUCCAAUCUGUGAAGAAGAAAUGUGUUGAACUAGGUUGUGUUCUUCCAGACACUACAAAGCAUGAAAAAGAAAAGGAAGAAGAUUUUUGGGAGGAUGGUAAGAUUGAAUCAGCUGAAAUUGAGAAUACAUCCAGUCUCUUAGCUGCGAAUCUUUCCAUUGCUUCAACUUCUGGGGAGGUAAAAACUAAAGAUCCUGCAAGUAGUAAAAAGGAAGCAAAAUCUAAUAGGUCCCAAGGUCACGAACGUGACACUACGAAUUCUAGCUCACUUCGAAACGAGCUCUUAGCUGAAGCUCCAGUUAUAAACUGGGGCUCUUUCCUCGAUGACUGGGGUUCAAAUAGGGAUGUUCUGGCCAAUCAAAGAGGUUUGGAGCUUGAAAGUCACUGGGGUAGGGUAGACCAUGAUGCAGUUAUCCCAGCAGAUAAAAUUGCAGACCUAAAUAUCCGGGCUACUGUUUACCAAGAAGAGAAAGUAGAAAUACAACCAUGCCGUGCUCCAUUGCGUAAAGGUGGACUUUGUCAGAGAAGAGAUUUCAGAGUUUGCCCUUUUCAUGGAGCCAUCAUACCUAGAGAUGAUGAAGGAAAUCCGGUCAAGCAGAGCAUAUCCACAGAUCAUACAACUGUUGAUUCUAAUCUAGUGGAGCAAUUAGCAGAACAAGCUGUGAAGAAUGUCCGGGAUAGAGAUACCGAGGAAGCUAAGAAAAGAAAGAUGGAUAAGCAGUUGCAGAAGCGUGCAAAGCUUGCAAAGGUUCGGGAACAUAAUGAUGCAGUUCUUAGGGAUGCUGCGUUGGCUUCAACUUCGAAUUCUGCAUUUGUUGGAGAGGAUCUGUAUGCAGCCACUGGUGGGAGGUCAUCCGCAAGAAACAAAAAGGAUAGCCUUACAGCAAUGCUGCGUAAGAAAGAAACCACGAAAGAUCGAUUAGCUCAGCGACUGUUGAACACCCGAGCUAGAGAUUCAACAGUAAGGCAGCUUACCCUCGGUGAAGAUUCAACUUACAGAGAAGCAUUCCCAAAUCAGUGGUAGGCUGUCUCUCUAUUUGCAGCUCCCAGAGUUUUAACAGGGACCCAAAAUCAGCAGAAUUCGAAAUGCUAUCAAUUAAAAGAUCAGUUUCAAUUUGAUGGGAAACAAAUCACUGCAUCUUGAUUUCAAUGAUGACAUCAUGUAUCCAGAAGAUAGUUGUAAACUAUGAUGGACGGGAAUCUGCUGGAGUCCUACGUUUCAGUGUAUGUUUUUCUUUCUGAAAACGCUUUUGAAAUUUCUAAAUUUUAUAUUUACAGUCUAAUCUUGUAAAGAAAACAUCAUUUUGUCGUUUCUCAUUUAGUCAUUUCCGUUUCCAUGUUAGAUAGGUUGUAAAUACUAAAUAGUUGGCCGAAACAAUUUUGUAACAUAAUGUAUUCAUUGACAUAAACAGCGAGUCUCCGGUUUGAGGCUGUUUUUCUGCUGGAAAUUGUAUAAACUCAUUUUUCUGAGACAAAAACGAAAUAAUUUGCAAUCA